CACUUCCAUGUGUUGUGGGGGAGUGGAGUCAUUGGAGCGGCUGUGCAGAGCAAUGUCAACCCAAUCUGCGCAUCCGUAGGCGCUAUGUACAACAGGAGCCUAAAAAUGGUGGGGAACCCUGUCCUGCUCUAGAGGAGAAGGCUGGCUGCCUGGAAUACCUGACUUACAAGGGAGAGGACUGCGGCCAUGAACAUGUCCCUGCUUUCAUAACUACCUCUGAAUAUGGUAAAGAAAGAAAACGACGAGCAGCAUCUUCUCUCUGGCCUUCAGACGAAGAAGCUGGAUAUUGUGUAGAAUUUAAAACAGAAUCACUUUCACACCACUGUGCUUUGGAGAAUCGGCCGUAUGCUCGAUGGAUGCAGUACCUACGAGAAGGACACGUUGUGUGUGUGGCUUGCCAGCCUCCAGCUAUGAAUACCGACACACAUCGUUGUUCUGGAGAUGGCCAUAAUGCAGACGGAGGUAAAAUCUUACACUGGGAAGCAGUUGGCAACUCUCAGUGCCAAGGGACCUGGAAGAAGAUUCGGCAACUGGAACGCUGUUCAUGUCCCCUUGUGCACAGCUUUAUUUUUACAUAA
Apaloderma vittatum (bar-tailed trogon) is the source of this 578-nucleotide messenger RNA. RefSeq names its product somatomedin B and thrombospondin, type 1 domain containing (gene SBSPON). The annotation marks the transcript as partial. The record is from RefSeq and is a predicted model, not a curated record. NCBI's taxonomy places the organism in Eukaryota, Metazoa, Chordata, Aves, Trogoniformes, Trogonidae. The transcript is spliced from 4 exons.